Messenger RNA from Linnemannia hyalina, 504 nucleotides. Lineage: Eukaryota; Fungi; Mortierellomycota; Mortierellomycetes; Mortierellales; Mortierellaceae. The record is from the annotation of a GenBank genome assembly.
AUGACACUCGCCUCCAUGUACAAAACGGACUAUAUCCAAACAUGCGACCAGCACUCUCAGACCAACCUCAACUCCUCCUGGUUCAACGAUAAGGGAGCAUGGAUGACCAAUGUGAUCAUUGUCUGUCUUAUAAAAUUCUUUUUCGGCAUUGUCCCCGGCAUGUCGCCAGAACUGGCCUGGACCAUGACCACACUCACCUACAACGUAGGAAGCUACAUUAUGCUCCAUGCAGUGACGGGUGUACCGUUCGAGUUCACCCAAGGCGCAUACGACGGCAUCACUCUUUGGGAGCAGAUUGACGGGGGCGACCAAUUUACCGCCACGCGAAAGUACCUCACAACUGUGCCCAUUGUCCUGUUCUUGUUAAGCACACAUUACACGCACUACGCGCCGUUCGCGUUCUCUGUCAACUUGGUGGUGACGGUCAUCAACCUCAUUGCCAAGCUGCCCGUCAUGCACCAGGUCCGACUAUUUGACAUCAACCAGAAGGUCGAGUCCAACUAA